CAUUCGUGUCGCUUAAUGUAGUUAGCCUCACGCUACUGUUAUUCAAUCUGCUGAACCAGGCUGGUGUCAAUGACUUUCUGCCACUCUCUUUAAAUGUGAUCUUGAAGGCACCUGAGUUUAUUGUUAAUAUUUCCAAACGUUUCUGCAAUGCAGAAGUAUCUAAAGGCGCCGGUGUUACUGAACGGCUGGAUUCGGGUCUUCGGUUCUCGGCAGUUUGGUUCCAGCGGGACGGAGCCCUGCCGCAGAGCCCUGCGGCCCAGACUGGCCCGCUGUUACAGCGUGGUGCCCCCAGUCCUGGACCAGGCAGAGAAAGCCAUGCUGGACCGGAUGCUGCGAGUGGACCACGCCGGGGAAUACGGAGCCAACCACAUCUACGCCGGCCAGAUGGCAGUGCUAGGGAGAACUCAGGCCGGACCAGUCAUCCAAGAAAUGUGGGACCAAGAGAAAGAUCACCUGAAAACGUUCAACGAGCUCGUGGCUGAGAACAGAGUGCGCCCCACAAUUUUAAUGCCUUUCUGGAAUGUGGCGGGGUUUGUCCUGGGUGCCAGCACAGCCUUGCUGGGGAAGGAGGGUGCCAUGGCCUGCACAGUGGCGGUGGAAGAGAGCAUCUCAGAGCACUACAACAGCCAGAUCCGAGCUCUGAUGGAAGUGGAUCCGGAAAAGUACAAAGAGUUACUAAACUUAAUCAAGAAGUUCCGUGAUGAGGAAAUGGAGCAUCAUGAUACAGGCUUGGAGCACGACGCAGAACUGGCACCGGCUUACUGGCUUUUGAAGAAUGCCAUACAGGUUGGCUGUAAGGCAGCGAUAUAUCUGUCUGAACGCAUCUAGAAUCCCUGAAGAUUGAAAUCCAAAGGUUUUGUUUUUUUUAAAAGAAUGGAUGUAGUUCCGGUCUGCUUUGUGUGAAUACUGUCCAACCAGCGCAGUGCUAACCAUGCCUGUGACUUUUACUGCAUCUCUAGAUGUGAAGGUCUUUCACAGCCUGUCAUGGGCUCAGGUCAUCAUGGCAGUCAUCAUGAGUUUACUUUCACGGAGUCAUAUUGAGUCCCCUUUAAGACAGUCGGUAUUAUGAAAUGAAAAAAAAAACAACAGGAAAAACACAGGGCAGAAGUGCGAUUGUUGUGAUUUGCUGUGUUUGGAACUCUGCCAUUUGUUUAGUCACUAAUUCUCUUGCAGUAAUUCUCAGUAUAGCAAUAAGGGGGUUUUAAUUACAGCCAUGCUGUUUCUUGGUAAGCUCUCUGUCACUGUGCUUCGAUAACGAUGGGCAACAGCAGUCUUUAAUUGCUAAGACACCUGCCCAGUGCCUUUUUGUAAAUCUGCUUGUUGGAAAGCCAGCAAGGUCAUUCUUUUCAGCCCCUUUGUAGUUUUGCGUUCUGUAUCAGAAAAUAAACGGGGCAGGGAGCUGCGCAGAGAUUAAAAUGGCCUCCCAGGAAAAUCAAGGCUGUUCUACACGUCUCCUGCAUGAAGUGCUGUACUAAGAAAAGAUAAGAGAGGCCUGUCACAGGCUGUAAGUAAACUCGCUGGUUAAAACAUUUUAAGAGCUUAUUUUCAUUGUCUUAUCCUGUCAGAUUUUAUUUAAUAUAAUAAAUAUUCCGAUGAUUUUCAUUGCA
This is a messenger RNA of Lepisosteus oculatus (spotted gar), 1607 nucleotides long. RefSeq names its product coenzyme Q7 homolog, ubiquinone (yeast) (gene coq7). The record is from RefSeq and is a predicted model, not a curated record. Gene Ontology annotation, cellular component: nucleus; mitochondrial inner membrane. Gene Ontology annotation, molecular function: 3-demethoxyubiquinol 3-hydroxylase activity. NCBI's taxonomy places the organism in Eukaryota, Metazoa, Chordata, Actinopteri, Semionotiformes, Lepisosteidae. Gene Ontology annotation, biological process: regulation of gene expression; determination of adult lifespan; ubiquinone biosynthetic process.